AUGGUUGUGGUCAGACUAACAGUCCCUGGAGCGUCAAGUGAACCUCCUAAGCCAAGUCCAACACUUCUGUUGGAAAUACAAGCUCAGGUGUGUGUGUUAUAUUCCAAUACCUCCGUAAUAGGAAUAUCUCAGAUGUCCAGUUACCAGCGAGAUGCGGGGUGUGAUUCCCCCAUAACAAAAGUGGUAUUCUCAAAGACAUACAAGACAGCUAGUACGAAAAUUUCAUCAAUACUCGCACGUUUUGGAUUCAGUCACAACUUGUCAUUUGCAUUACCAUAUGAUCAUAAUCCUGGUUAUUUUUCGAGAACAGUACGCUUCAACAGUGAAAUGGAGAAACACCUGUUGCCACCUCUUCCAGGUUCCCGAUACAGUAUGUUAGUUAGCCAUGUUCCAUUCAACAAAACAGCUAUGAACAAAGUGAUUCAAAAUGCCACGUAUAUAACAAUAUUACGUCAUCCUGUAGCUGCGUACGAGUCCGGUUUUGCAUUUUUCCAAAUUCCUCUUGUUCUUCACAUGAAUUACACUGCCAAUGAAGACCCAUUUGAAAAGUUUCUGUCAAAUACAGAUCUGUAUAUUAGCCGCAUUAGCGAUUCAUACUACAAAACAUUACUGCGAAAUAGACAAAUGUUUGAUAUCGGACUUGACCUUAAAUACUACGGUAAUGAAUCACACGUGGAUCACGUGAUACAACAAGCAACAAGUGAUUUUGAUUUGGUGAUGAUUGCUGAGUAUUUUGAUGAAUCGCUUAUUCUGUUAAAAAAGCUUUUAUGCUGGAAAUUCGAAGACAUUCUGUAUGUACAACAAAAUACAAGAAGCGACAAUCUGCGGUCUGGAAUUAACGACUGGAAGCGGAAGCAAAUUUUGGAAAUUAACAGCGCUGAUUUCAAACUGUAUCAACACUUCAAAAAAACCUUCUGGCGCAGGGUUUUGGCUUACGGUGAUAGUUUUUAUGAAGAAAUUUCGAGGUAUGUUACAGAAAGUGCUUUUAGAAUGUUUGGAUGA
This is a messenger RNA of Saccoglossus kowalevskii, 1002 nucleotides long. RefSeq names its product galactosylceramide sulfotransferase-like. The record is from RefSeq and is a predicted model, not a curated record. Gene Ontology annotation, biological process: glycolipid biosynthetic process. Lineage: Eukaryota; Metazoa; Hemichordata; Enteropneusta; Harrimaniidae. Gene Ontology annotation, molecular function: galactosylceramide sulfotransferase activity. Gene Ontology annotation, cellular component: membrane.